AUGGAGACCCUCGUCUUUUUGUUUUCGUUGUCUGCCCUCGGCAUUCUUUAUGCCAUGAACACCGUUCCUGAGCUUCAAGAGCCUUAUGUGAUCUUGGGGAUCGGCGUUGCUGUGUUGGUGGGCGUGUUUCUGUUCUACUUCCUCAUCACUCGUGGCAACCCACCUAAAGACCCCUUAUUCUUUGUUUUUGCAGUAUUUUCCUUUACUUGUGUCAUUGACCUGACGAGUGCCUUGGAACAUGACGGCAUUAUCUCCGGCUUCAUGGAAUUCUACCAAAAGACGGGGGAGCCCUAUCUGGGAACAGCCUACGCCAUCAUGAUGUGUUACUGGGAUGGAAUAGCGCACUUUAUCAUGUACCUGAUGAUGAUCAGCAGGAUAACAGACAGUAAAGCCUACCGUACCCUGGGAUUGUUCUGGGCUGGCUCUUUGUGCGCCAACAUGAGUGUGUUCAUCGCCGGUAUAGUGGCAGGUAAAUACGGGUCAGAGAUCCGUCCAGCCUUCUGGCUCAACUUUCUCUUCCUUUUGAUGCCUGUUUGGGCAGCCAUCACACUAUUCACUCGGCCCAAGGACAGACCACUUAUCGGUGGAUACAAUGCCCAGCACGCUCAGAGCAUGGUGCUGAUCUGGCGUCCUUUGGAUCUGACCCUGCUGCUCCUCCUGUUAGCUGCCAUGGCCUUCACUGCCCUCAGAGGCUUGGUCGCUCUGGACUCUCCACUGGAAGCCUGUUCCCUCUACCUGAGGCACUAUGAACCCUACCUGAAGGAUCCUGCGGGCUACCCGAGGGUGAUGAUGCUGCACUUGUUCUUCUAUGGACUACCUCUGUUGGGUGCCUUCGUUUACGGUCUCCUCAAGCCCGGAUGCUCGUGGAUGUCAGACUGGACUGUGUUCUUAGCUGGAGCCGUCAUCCAGUGCCAGUGGGCCCACAUCGGCGGGUCCCUCCACCCUCGUACCACGGCUCCAUUUCGUAUCCCAAACGAUGUUUUCUGGUCCGUGCUGGCAGCGAACUUGCUCUACGCGGUUAUUCCGAUCCUGGUGGCCAUGCGGGUUCACAGUAACCCUUACUUCUUCCUGAAGAUCGCCCCCUUUCCCGGGCAGACGGGUUUGCCAAACAGCGAGGAGAAAGAUACCAAGUACAAAGACAAAUAG
Molecule: messenger RNA, 1146 nt
Organism: Anoplopoma fimbria (sablefish)
Lineage: Eukaryota; Metazoa; Chordata; Actinopteri; Perciformes; Anoplopomatidae
Gene: tm6sf2b
Product: transmembrane 6 superfamily member 2b
Exons: 10
Coding region: 1-1146 (381 amino acids)
Biological process (GO): lipid homeostasis; regulation of lipid metabolic process
Cellular component (GO): endoplasmic reticulum membrane; endoplasmic reticulum-Golgi intermediate compartment membrane
Source: RefSeq, a predicted model, not a curated record